Molecule: messenger RNA, 2752 nt
Organism: Salvia splendens (bonfire salvia)
Lineage: Eukaryota; Viridiplantae; Streptophyta; Magnoliopsida; Lamiales; Lamiaceae
Product: transcription factor GAMYB
Exons: 5
Coding region: 900-2522 (540 amino acids)
Source: RefSeq, a predicted model, not a curated record
CCUAUAGCAGAAUUUUAGGCUUUCAGGUUACUGGCUUUGAUUUCCUCUUUCUCUCUCACACACACUCACUAUGAGAGAGAAAGUGGCAAGCAUUGAAGAAAGGGUAGAGCUCAAUCAAUACAACAAACAUUCAAAUGUCUACAAAUAAAUGAAGUCCCCGAAAAGGAGUAGUGCGUUUAUGAGUGUUUUUUGCCAUUCCUACUCCAAAUUGAGGUGUUUUUCACCCCUCAAACCUCUCCUCCAUUUUACCACUUCUCCUGCCAGCUAAUUCUCUCUUUCUCCUCUCUUUCAAUUCUGCAAUUUCAUUUUAUUUUAAAAUUUUUUACUUUUUUUUUAAUUUUUCAUAGUUUCACAUGCUAUUAGCUUAUUCUUCGAUCUCUCUCUCUAUAUAUAUAUAUGAUUUCACUCACGCACACUUUCUUUCUCUAUCUUUAUCUCCUUUUCAUGAACAAGUGGAUCUUGUGCCAUUUCAUCAAUUCUUCACUAGGGUUUCCGGAUUCUUAAAUCUCUUUUUGAAUCUAUUUUCUUAUUGUCAUGAUUCCGAUUCUGUCUGACCUUCAAAGUUUUCAGCUCUUAUUUUGUUCUUGUAUUCGUCAAAAUUAAGCGCAGAUUUGAGUUUGCGGCAUUGUUUUCCUUUAUUUUCUUAUUAAAGGAAAAGCCUUUCCCCAGGAAAUAUAAAUGAAAAAAAAUUGAGAUUUGGAUACUAAGAGACUAGAUUUUCCAUUUCGAAAGAUUUAAUUUGGAGAGAUCGCUGGAUCAAGGAUCUCUUCGAACUUGAUAGGCCUCUCAAAGACAUCAAUUUUUCCAUUGGAAUCGACCCUAUUGACGUCACGUGACUUUUGCAAUCACGGAUUCUACGUGUGUUAUGUCUGUUAUCUUUCAUAACGUGCAGAGACUUUAUGGUUUAUAUAGGAGAUAGAAUGUCGACUGAAAGUGAUGAGAGGACGAAGCCCAACAGUGUAGAUUCCCCAUCUGUUGAUGAUGUUACUGAAGGAAAUGUCGGAGGGAAUGGCCCACUUAAAAAAGGUCCAUGGACUUCUGCAGAAGAUGCAAUUUUAGUUGAAUAUGUUACCAAAAACGGAGAGGGUAACUGGAAUGCAGUUCAGAAACACUCGGGUCUUGCCCGCUGUGGGAAAAGUUGUCGUUUGAGGUGGGCAAAUCACCUCAGACCAGAUCUUAAGAAAGGCGCAUUUACGGCCGAGGAGGAGCAUCGCAUAAUUGAACUCCAUGCCCAGAUGGGAAACAAAUGGGCUCGAAUGGCUGCUGAGUUGCCUGGCCGCACAGAUAAUGAGAUUAAGAAUUACUGGAACACCAGAAUCAAAAGAAGACAACGUGCUGGUUUACCAAUUUAUCCACCUGAUAUCUGCUCGCAGCCAUUGAAUGACAACCUGCAAAGUGACGACAUGAGCAAUUUAUACUCUGGUAACGUGCACCAUCCAGAACUCAUGCCAAGUAACAAUUUUGACAUUCCAGCUGUGGAAUUUAAGAAUUUGGAACUUAAUCGCCAUAUAUUCAUGCUGAACUUUCCUGCUGGUAACUUGCCUAACAUUCCCGCAAGUAGCCUGCUUACGCAGAGUCUAAGCAAUCCGUACCAUAACAAGUCCUUGCUCCCAACAGUUCAUCCAUCCAAGCGUCUUUGCGGGUCAGAACCGAUGUUCCCUGGCUUAAAUGCUCCUAUAUGUAAUGCUUUCCCAGGUGGGAAUCAAUACCAUUUUGAUAGUUCUAUGCAAAUUGGGAAAUCGCCGGUGUUCUCUGCAUAUGAUCAUAAUCCUGCAACUGACAAUGCGAGAACUUCGAGUUUACCUAAUGGCAGCCAUGCCGUCUUAAAUGGCAACUCUUCUUCAGAGCCUUCUUGGGCAACGAAGCUGGAGCUCCCUUCACUCCAAACACAGAUGGGUACUUGGGGCUCACCCUCACCCUCUUCCCCGUUGCGUUACCUUGAGUCCGAUGAAAAUUUAAUCCAGUCGCCCCCAAAUGAGCCCAUGAACUCUUGUAAUCUUUCACCCCAAAAUAGUGGUCUAUUGGAAGCAGUUCUAUCUGAAUCAGAAACCAUAAAAAACUCCAAGAGCAACAGUGUUAAUACUCCACAUGCACCCACUUUUAUGGAUGACUCAUUACAUACUCUCCACGAGAUGGAAUGGGGAGCAUAUGAUAAUCAACUCUCUCCUUUAGGUCAUUCUUCCCCAUCAAUGUUCAGUGGGAACUCGUUGGAUGAGACCUUCCAUACGGGGACUUUUCCAGUUAAGGAAGAAGCAAUAAACGGGGGCCUAUUGCCGUAUGAUGAUAGCAUUGAGGCAAGAAACCAGAUGAUCUUUUCCAGACCCGAUUUUUUGCUUGCCUCAAACUGCUUCAGCCCAGUUAAGCACCAAACUAAUGAACACACUGUAAAAGAUGCAAUCGAAGCUUUUUAUGGUGAUGAUUUGAGCAAAGACUGCAAAAUAGUUGAUGCAGUGGCAACUCCAUCAACUCCAAGCCACCAUGAUCAUGAUUCCAGUGCUUGGAAUGCCAUGCCUACCGUCUAGUCCACUUAUUUGCAUUCGAGAAAACGCAGAUUAUCAACUGCCUCUGGCCAUGUUUUCUAUUUUCCAUUGCUACUUGUCGCGUGAAUUUAAGUUCUGGCCUCAAUAUUGGGGCAGAUUGCUUACUUUUUCAGGAACAAUUCUGUGAUGUUUUGUCUUGAUGUCUAGCAGUUUCACAUUGUAACAACUUGUGCGCAUUUAUAUUUGUUUCAGUUAUGAGGGCUUUUGACGAA